AUGCCACUCAAUUUCGAGGCUUUCCAGUCGAGCGGUCUGCGCACAAACUCCUUUCGACAAUUAUCAACGAAUGCACCAAAGUUGUCUCGCACUACAAGCGCAACGGCCCAGAUACCAGACAAGGCUGCUGCAUCCUUAUACACUCAGCAAGACUCCAAUGCCAUCGAUUUUGACGACCCCGAGACCGCCGACUGGCCAGCUUAG
Messenger RNA from Fusarium fujikuroi IMI 58289, 204 nucleotides. RefSeq lists its product as uncharacterized. Bases 1 to 204 code for a protein of 67 amino acids. The transcript has 2 exons. Lineage: Eukaryota; Fungi; Ascomycota; Sordariomycetes; Hypocreales; Nectriaceae. The record is from RefSeq and is a predicted model, not a curated record.